This is a messenger RNA of Suillus fuscotomentosus, 2667 nucleotides long. RefSeq lists its product as uncharacterized. NCBI's taxonomy places the organism in Eukaryota, Fungi, Basidiomycota, Agaricomycetes, Boletales, Suillaceae. Bases 1 to 2667 code for a protein of 888 amino acids. The transcript is spliced from 10 exons. The record is from RefSeq and is a predicted model, not a curated record.
AUGACCAGCUGUACGACGCCGGAGAAACACAGCUCUAUGCCAUGGAGCAGUAAACAUAUCUUCAAUGUUCGCAACUCUACCAAGCUCACAUUGGAAGUAUUUGCACAUCGCCAACUUCACGAUGAUCAGUACAUUGGUAUGGUCCAGGGUUGUAUUGAGGAAUUUUUGAGGUACCCUGGCUCCAUUCUUGAACAACUGAAGUACGUGAACCUCGAAGGCAAGACAGAGCUGCUCAGGGCGAGCUUGGAGUUCAAGCUUACUCCUAUUGUGGGCGCUGGAAGACCUGCUGGUGGAUCCCACCUUACCGAAACCGAUCGCAGCGCAGGUAUCUGGAAGGGGCCAAUAGCGAGUGAUGGCUAUUGGGGUGCUGUCGGGACACCAUUUCCUCCGGCAGUACAAAUAUCUCGCAUAGACCUGCACCAUCUACCGCGAAUCAGUUUGUUUUCGGCUCACGAUAGCUUCUAUGUCCAGGCUUCUGUAGAUGACCAUGGCCACAAGACCACCACUGCUGAGAAACCGCAUUCCUUACCAUGGACGAUGGAGUUAAAACUAAAUGUACAGCCGUCGUCCAUAAUUUCCCUCAAAGUCUUCGCAAAACGUUAUCUCCAUGGAGAUCAGUACAUCGGUAUGGUACAAGAAGGUGUCGAGACGCUUCUCGCUCAUUCCAGCACUAAAAUCUACCACCUCAUGUCUUUUGAUGGUCAUGGCAAGAAAUUUUUCCUUGAUGCUAGCAUGGAAUUCAAGAUCAAACCUCUUCAUAAUACAACGGAGCAUAGCACCACUCGGCACGGCGAAGGCCAGCUCACCCGGAUAAUCGACGACUCCAAGGACGCACCACAUAUGCCGGCAAUGGGAGGUCAUGAUCUAAGCGAACCAUUGAAAACGGCUGCUGAGCAGGUCGCCGGUGUUGUUGCCUCAGAAGUCCUUACUCCGCUCUUGGACAAGAUCAACAUUUUCAUUCAGCUUGCUGGCAAGUUUGCUGAGGCCCAUCCUUACACCAAAAUGGCGUUCAUGGUUCUCACUGCAGUAUAUCAGUUGGUGGAUGCACAAUUUGCCCGAGACCGAAAUAUUCGUCAACUCAUUACUAUCAUGCACGAAACCUACAGCCUUAUCUCUGGCGUAGAAGAACUGAAAAGGAUGGAAUCGCAAGCAAAGACCAUCAACUCCCUCGCUCGUCAGACGAUCGAGUGCUCGUACUUUAUUCGUGACUACAUGCAGAAUAGGAGUGGAUGGAAACAGAGCUUUUCAAACGCGUUAUCCGAUAUCGAUAAUAAAAUACAAACGUACGAAGCAACGUUCAAAGAACUAAGGAAUGCCAUACAACGGCAGGCCACGCUUAAUACGCAACUCUUUGUCCUUCGUGUUUAUGAUGUGUUGCUUGACCAUGCCGCGAAAGCAGACCUCGACGCCCUGCAUUAUGCUAUUGGCGCUUCGAUUGAAUCACAGAAGAUCGGAGAUGUGUCCUCACAGACCGAUAUCCUGGAGUCGAUAACUUCAUGGGUCAAUCAAGACGUUGGACAGCAGAUCUACCUCUUGCUAGGUCCAAAGGGGUCCGGAAAAUCCACUAUCGCAUAUACCAUUGCACGCCAAUUCGACGCAAUUGUGCGUCUCGGUUCGUCGUACUUCUUUUCGCGCGCUUUCCAGGACAAGCGAAACGCCACGAAUCUGUUUAGCACGAUUGCACGGGACCUUGCUGAUCAUGACCUUCAAUAUAUGAAGGCUCUCUGGGACACCGUGAAAGACAAACGUGCAUUACGUGAAACGAUCGACCCACUUACUCAGUUCGAUCGCUUUAUCCUUAGUCCUGCGAGUCAAAUGACAUACAUCGGCCCUGUGCUAGUGGUCAUCGACGGGUUGGAAUACAGUGGUGGCGAGUCGGAUCGUAAGGACCUCCUGACUGCGCUCGCAGUGAGAGGAGCAGAGCUCCCCCGUAAUUUCAAGUUACUGGUCACCUGCCGCCCAGAGCAGGACGUUUGCGCUGCUUUCAAAGGAAAAUCUCAUGUUAUACAGAAGUAUUUGAAACCUCGCGCCGACUCGCUCAUUAUUCCGCCAUCCACAUUGGGGCAAAACCAGAAAAGCAGGUCUAGGUCUCGCCCUCCCACCCCUCCUCUAUCUAUCCCUGAUUUUGCGCAAUACAACCUUUCACCUCUGGCUGACUCGUCGAUGACCGGCACAAGUGACUCUACUCCGAUAUCGGAUGUCUCGAGUUCAGACUCAGCAGUCUCCACUGUGUUUGACCCCUGGGAUGACGGCUGUGAUUCUACCGAGUCCCCUCCUUCCAGUACCAGAUCCGUUCAUGAGGAGCCACAGCCUUCAAAAAAGAAGGCUGUUGUACAAGUUACACGCAGGAGUGAAGAGUUCAUCACUGUAGAGCAGAUCUCCGCGACAGGCGGCCGUACCAUUAGAGGAACCAAUUUGAAGAAGCAGGAUAACUGGAUCGUCGAGCAGCAUGAUCAUUCUCAAAAUGGUCUGCUACUUAAAGAACUAGGCUUCGUCAUAUCAGCAGAGCCGACGAAUGGUUUGGCGCCAAUACUUGGAUCAUGCAGUAGUCGUCUCCCCAAACGACCUCGCCAGAAGCAGGUCCGAGCAAAGACUCUUGUCCGUCACUCCACGAGUGUGGAUGGGGCGGAGAUAUCGGGUUGGGAUGAUGAUCUCGCAUGUCGGUGA